This is a messenger RNA of Truncatella angustata, 396 nucleotides long. RefSeq names its product profilin. Bases 1 to 396 code for a protein of 131 amino acids. The record is from RefSeq and is a predicted model, not a curated record. Gene Ontology annotation, cellular component: cell cortex. The transcript is spliced from 5 exons. Gene Ontology annotation, molecular function: actin monomer binding. NCBI's taxonomy places the organism in Eukaryota, Fungi, Ascomycota, Sordariomycetes, Amphisphaeriales, Sporocadaceae.
AUGUCUUGGCAAGCAUAUGUUGACUCCAGCCUUGUCGGCACUGGCCACCUGGACCAGGGCGCUAUUAUCAGCGCCGCUGGCGACAGCGUCUGGGCCAUAUCGAGCGGUUUCACUAUCAAGCCUGAUGAGCAGAAGAACCUCGCCUCCCUCGUGAGCGGUUCCGAAGACUCAAAGAACAAGGCUUUUUCCGAGGGUGUGCACGUUGCCGGUGAGCGUUACGUUGCCACCAGGGUUGAGGACCGAAGUGCCUACCUUCGCCAGGGUCGCACUGGUGUCGUCGUAGUCAAGACAAAGCAAGCUAUCCUGGUCGGACACUAUGGAGAGAGUGUCAUAGCCGGAAACGCAGCACAAACCGUCGAGGCACUGGCAGACUACCUGAUCAAGUCUGGAUACUAA